CUCGGUGGCCCCAGUAUAGAAACGUCAAACCAGUGGCUGCUGUCACUACAUCACAACAAAGCCGUAAAUUGGUAAACAAACAGUAUUCGGUGCAAUUUUUCCCACACGCCACAACACGGAGCCGAAACGAUGCAGAACAGUUUGGUAAAGCUACGAACUCAAACCCCGCUGUACGGGCAGCUUGUGAUUGGACCGCCCGGCGCGGGGAAAACUAGCUACUGCCACAAAAUGCAAGCAUUCCUGGAAAAAAUAGGCCGCAAAGCGAUGGUCGUGAAUCUGGAUCCAGCCAACGACAACAUGGAGUACACGAGUGCGGUCGACAUUAUGCAGCUGAUCACGGUGCAGGACGCAAUGGAACAGUUCGGGCUCGGUCCGAACGGGGCCCUCAUCUACUGCAUUGAGUUCCUGGAGACAAACUUCCAAUGGUUGUUGGAUCAGCUGAAAAGCCUAGACAGUAACUACUUCAUCUUCGACUGUCCGGGUCAGGUGGAACUUUUCACGCACAACAACGCGCUGAAGAAUAUCUUCGCCAAGCUAGAACAGUUAGGCUACCAUCUCUGUACGGUGCAUCUCGUCGAAUCACACUACUGCCUGGAACCGUACAAAUUCAUCUCCUGCUUGCUGCUUUCCCUUCACACGAUGCUACAGAUGGGCCUGCCGCACGUGAAUGUGCUUAGCAAGGCGGACCAGCUGAAGGAUCAAGACGCGAAGCUCCCGUUCAACGUGGAAUACUACACGGAAGUGUUGGAUCUGAGCUAUCUGCUCGAGUGCAUGGACACCAGCCGGUUGGGGAACAAAUUCAAGCAGCUAAACGCGGCCAUCGUUUCCAUGGUGGAGGACUACAGUUUAGUGUCGUUCCUGUUGCUCGAUGCUAGGCGCGAGCCGAGCCUGCUGCGACUUAAAAAUGCAAUCGAUAAAGCGAACGGAUAUGUGUACGGUGCUGGAGAGGAGAAAAACAUCAACACGCUGCUGGCGUGUGCCGUUGGAGCGGAGACCGAAUCCGACCGAAUGGAGCGUGAUAUAGAUCCGUACCUAAGCUAAUACACCGGUUCGAUACAGCCCGAUAUUAAACCACAAAA
This is a messenger RNA of Anopheles stephensi (Asian malaria mosquito), 1079 nucleotides long. RefSeq names its product GPN-loop GTPase 2. The coding region runs from base 130 to 1041 and encodes 303 amino acids. Gene Ontology annotation, molecular function: GTPase activity. The record is from RefSeq and is a predicted model, not a curated record. Lineage: Eukaryota; Metazoa; Arthropoda; Insecta; Diptera; Culicidae. The transcript has a single exon. Gene Ontology annotation, cellular component: cytoplasm.